Molecule: messenger RNA, 2928 nt
Organism: Anoplopoma fimbria (sablefish)
Lineage: Eukaryota; Metazoa; Chordata; Actinopteri; Perciformes; Anoplopomatidae
Product: cyclin-T2-like
Exons: 9
Coding region: 114-1916 (600 amino acids)
Biological process (GO): regulation of transcription by RNA polymerase II; positive regulation of DNA-templated transcription, elongation
Cellular component (GO): nucleus; cyclin/CDK positive transcription elongation factor complex
Molecular function (GO): cyclin-dependent protein serine/threonine kinase activator activity
Source: RefSeq, a predicted model, not a curated record
UGUUCAGAACCCAUCUCACCGGUUUCUAACCAGCCCGGGCUGCUUCACCAUGUCGUCCUUCCGGUGCUCUCCCUCCCGAUGCUAGCACCGUCGGGCUUGGCUGCGGGAGCGUAAUGGCGGUGCACCGGGGACCCUCUACGAAAUGGCUCUUCACCCGGGAGCAGCUCGACAACACCCCGAGUCGCCGCGGAGGGAUCGAGGCCGACAGGGAGCUCUCCUACCGGCAGCAGGCCGCCAACCUGAUCCAGGACAUCGGCCAGAGACUCAACGUCUCUCAACUGAUUAUCAACACUGCUAUAGUAUACAUGCACAGGUUUUAUAUGAUCCACUCCUUCAGCAAAUUCCAUAGAAACGUCAUUUCUCAGACUACGUUGUUUCUGGCAGCCAAAGUUGAGGAGCAGCCCAGAAAGCUGGAGCAUGUCAUUAAAAUAGCCCAUGCCUGCAUUAACCCACAAGAGCCAGCCGUAGACACUAAGAGCAACGCAUUCCAGCAGCAGACACAAGAGCUUGUAGCACUGGAAACAAUAGUGCUGCAAACGCUGGGUUUUGAAAUAACAAUCGAUCAUCCACACACAGAUGUUGUGAGGUGUUCCCAGCUAGUGCGAGCAAGCAAGGAUUUGGCACAGACUUCCUAUUUCAUGGCUACCAACAGUUUGCACCUCACCACCUUCUGCCUGCAGUACAGGCCCACGGUCGUGGCGUGCGUCUGCAUCCACCUGGCCUGCAAGUGGUCCAACUGGGAGAUCCCCGUGUCCACGGACAGCAAACACUGGUGGGAGUACGUGGACCGCACCGUGACGUUACAGCUGCUGGACGAGCUCACACACGAGUUUCUUCAGAUCCUGGAGAAGACGCCCAGCAAACUGAAGAGGAUACGGAACUGGAGGGCUAUUCAAGCAGCUAAGAAGCCAAAGACGGAGGGCCAAGCGGGGGAUAGUGCCUUCCAGGGGACGUCCUUAGACGGCCUCUCCGGUGUCACCAACUCCUUCUUCCCCUCCACCUCGUCGGACUCGGACAUACCCUCCCUGAACAACAUCGCAGCCUCCUACGCCUCCUACCAGCCGCUGAGCGACGAGUCGAAGAGCUGCGGCUACGACCACUUCUCCGAGCCGCACCUCUCGGACUUCACGCUGGUGAAACACGAACACAAAACCUCUGGCGGGGGCAAAAACCAGCAGCUCGCCGCAAACGCCCCCACAUUUUCGCGGCCGCAGAAAGUCUUGACUCUGGAAAAGUACAGAGAGAAACACGCGGCGGCGGGGGACCUGGCCCCGCAGAACGGCGUGAAGGACGAGCCGGGCGCGGACAUGUACGCGCCCCCUCCGGCUCUGUCCUCGCACCAUCACAAGAAGCGCUCUCAGGCGCAGCAGGGCGGCCAGUCGGGCGACGGCAGGAGAGACAAAAGCAGCUCUAAAAAGGGCCGACUGCAGCCGUCUUUCGCCGAGAACGGCUCCGCCACGGGCGAGGAGCUUAAGAUGAGGAUCAAAGUUUCGUCCGAGCGCCACGGCGGCUCAGAGCAGGGUGGGACUCUACCGGGCAAAGACAAGCACAAAGAGCACCGUCACUCCAAACACGGCCACUCGCACCCGUACUCCCUCAGCAAGGGGACGAUAGAGAACGCCUCCUUAUCGAUAAGACCCGACGUCGGUUCGUCCAGCUCGUCCCGCAAGAGACCCCACUCCGACGCCGGCAACCACAAUCACAACAACCACCACCACCACUCGUCCAAGAGCGGCAGGAGCAAAGGAGGCCUCGGCUCCUCCCACUACGCGACGGAGGGCGGCCAGAGGAUGAUGGAGCACCACGGCCACGACGGGAGCAACGGCGUGCUGCCCGUCAACGGCCAACACACCGACUACAAAGACACUUUCGACAUGCUGGACUCUUUACUAAGUGCCCAAGGAAUGAACUUGUAACCCUCGGAGAGUCCGCAGCGUUGUCUAGAAUAAGGUAUUACCAUGUUUAAAAGAAUUUAAAAAGAAAAUGAAUUUAUUUGUCUUUAAGUUAUCACAAUUCCGCAUCGCCCUCAGUCGUGUCUACACACUGAUUAUUGACGAUUUUAAACUGUCAGAAAAAAUGUAAAAUGAUAUGCAUAGAGCUGUGUACUACUAGCUUGCAACAACAACAAAAAGAAGUUUUAAGAACGCGGCUGGAAUAAUGAGAUUUUAAACAUUCUUUUAGCUGACUAUUAUGAUUUUUAACGUGCAUGUUUGAAGUCACACAAAAGGGAAGGCAAAGCUAGUGUUCGCAGCCGUCGUGACAGUUUACAGACAGUUGUUGUUUUAUUGUUGUUGGGUUUUUUUUUUGUAUGUUGAGACAUUUUGUUCCACUGAAAAUCUCAGGUCUUGAACUUUUUUGAUAUAAGAACGAAUCUUCCUCUGUUUGGGUUUCAUUACCUGUAUCCGUGGAGAUGCAUCACCUCGUCUGUUUAAUGACGACGACGAAGACGGCGGUCUGCUUACAUUUCAAAGAGAGCAUCAAUAGUUAAAAAAAAAGAAAAGAAAAAACAAUACAAAUAUGAGGCAGAGUCAGAGUCAUUUGCUGUCUAUUUGCUGUCUAUCGGGACUUCCAAGGCCGCACCUGAACUUAAUGUGCAGACUCUCUAUAGAGCUACAAAUGAAGUUUACGUUACAUCUGCUGUGAAAGUGCAUUUAAGAUAUAUCGGCUAAAAUUACAAAAAAGGGCCUUGUGAUUGUACCUCGUCAAUGGCUAUACAGUAUGAUACAUGUUAUUAACUAUCAGAAAAUACAGAUCUCUAAAAUAGGAUUGUGUAUAUAUGACUGUAGUUCAGAUUUCAACCUGUCGGUUUAUUGCAUCAGUCCAAACCUUCCUCCAUUCAGUGUAUCUUGAGAUCUAAAGCAGACUCUGUAUUGAUGAACGUAUCCUCAAUUUGUGUAUUGGGAGCCCAAAUAAAGGUGUAAAAGUCAA